Molecule: messenger RNA, 1608 nt
Organism: Drosophila hydei
Lineage: Eukaryota; Metazoa; Arthropoda; Insecta; Diptera; Drosophilidae
Exons: 7
Coding region: 1-1608 (535 amino acids)
Source: RefSeq, a predicted model, not a curated record
AUGAACAACACGGGGCAGCUGCAGGCGCUGCUGCUGUUGGUUUUCUUGAUUUGCGCCUGCUCCUGGAGCGGCACCAGCGCUCGGCCUGGCGGAGUGAAGCUGCAAGCGCAAUUCCUGCGCGCUAUCAAUGCCUAUAAAAGGCUGGAGCGCAGCCUGCCGCCGGAGGAGCUGCGCGCCUUGACGGGCCUGGGGCUGCUGAAUGGCGCACGCCAGACCAAGGAGCAAAUGGAGCAGCACCUGGUGCAGGCUAUCAAGGAGCUGCUGCAGCAGACCGAGACAGAGCCGAGCCACAACAUAUUACCAAAGAUCGAUGCGAUCGAGCAGCAAAUGUCGCGCGAUCAGCACGCGCUCAACAUUCUCGGCAGCGCCAUGGACUUGUUGUGCAACGACAAGAGCGAGCAGCAGUUCCGUCAAGAAGUGCACAGAGUACUCAAGGAGCAACAGCAGCUGCAGCUCCAGACACUUGGCCAGGAGCUGCAUGGCGAGGAGCAGCAGCUGGGCAAGCGAUUGGGGCAGCUGCGCUGCCACAUACUGGAUCAGGUGCCGCAGAUGAAGAGUCAUUUGGAUACGAAAAUCGAGAGAAGCCUGGACUAUAUACUGAAGCAUGCCACAGCUGGCGGGCCACUGGACAAGGCCAGCCACAAGGUCCUCCACAAGCGGGCAGUCAAUGAGCUAAAGAGCCCCGAAAACAUAAAUGACCAGAUCGAUAACAUGCUGGAGGCCAAGUCCAAAUUGGCAGAGGACGAGACGGACUUCCGGGACAAUUUGGUGGUGCAACAGUUCGAGAAAAACGACGACAGCAAAGGCGCAGCUCAGUCGGAAAACGAGUUCGAUGAGCUGGAUAAUGUUUCGCGGAAUAUUACAGCUAAAACCAAGACUCAAACCAAUGCCAAGCAGGAGGAUGAAAUCAGUUCCACGGAGCUUGACGACGGCCCGGACGGCAACGGCGGAGGUGGCGGCGGUCUUGUCGGCAUCAUCGGCAGCUUAAGUGGUGGCGAGGGCGGCUCGGAUGUGGGCGCCCUGAUUGGCGCACUGACGGGCCUCAUUUCGACGCUCUUUGGCCCGGGCGGCCUGGACAUUGAGGCGCUGAUUAGCACGGCAACGUCGCUGCUGUCCGGCCUACUGGCGGGCAACAAGAACUUUGGCACUGUCCUGGGCCAGUACGUGGGCACGGCCUUCGAUGGACUGUCCGGUGGUGGCGGCGCGAUAAACAAUGGACAGUUUCUGGGCAACUUUGUUGGAACCGUUUUGGCCUCGUUGAGCGCAGAUCCCGAAGACGAGGGACCCCCACAGCCAUUUACGUUUACCAAAAACUUUCUGAGCGCCUUUUUGGAGUCGAAAUUGCGGCCCUCCGAGACAUCUGAGGAGCGUCACGGCAGCGCUGAGUUGCCGCGCCAGAAGAAGAAGGAGGCCCACGGCUCAGCUGGCUUUGAUUCCAAUGGCUUCAUCAAGCAAGUCGCCUCGCACCUGGUGAGCAGUGCUCUGGGGCUGCUGCUGAAUGCGGCGCUGGGUGCCUCGGGCGGUGCAUCACAUGCCUCCACGGGGCUCUUUGCCAGCAGCAGCCAUCACAUGAAGCCAGCCGAACACAGGUCGUGGCCGGAAAUCUAG